AUGCACGACAAGUUUGAAGACGCCAUCCGCAAUGCUGAGAACCAGCUCAAAGUUGCCGAACUUGAAAACAAUGAGUUGCUCCAGGCAGAUUCGUGGUUCAAUCUUGGCUCACUUUAUCAUACACGAGCAAGAGGAAUGUUGCAGAAGAUAAGUACAACGUGCUUCCCUAGUGCUACUGAAUCCGAUCUGUGUGGAUGGCCCAGUAAGCGGCCCACUUAG
Molecule: messenger RNA, 219 nt
Organism: Cooperia oncophora
Lineage: Eukaryota; Metazoa; Nematoda; Chromadorea; Rhabditida; Trichostrongylidae
Source: the annotation of a GenBank genome assembly